GACGCGGUUCUGUCCAGAGCUGAUGAACAGGAUGGAGGGGGGAGUAGAGAAACAUCAGUAAGACAUACAGUGUCUUCUCAGAUAGGAAACAGCCAGGAGCGGACACGCGUGUUUUUAUGAUGUAGAGGCAGACAGACACACAGACAGACAGACAGACGGACUCGGUCUCAGCCUCAAACUUCUGAGCAGCAGCAGCACAUCCUCGUCGCUUCUGACGCAGUCGGAUUUCAGAACCCCACAAAACAAAUGAAAACGCAGAUUACAGCUGCUGUGAUGCUGGUGGUCGUGGACUGAAGAGACGAUUCCAGUGGUUUGCAGACAGACAGACAGAGACAGACAGACAGAGACAGAGGCGUGAGGUUGCCUUUCAGCACCAAGGACAGAGCUGGAGGAGCAGAAAAUGGCGGCUGCAGACAUCAUCCUCCUCUUCACUUUGAUCGCCUCCGUCCUCCCCACUGGGCUCUGCUGCCCUGAGCCCUGCACCUGCUUAGAUAAAUACAGCCGACAUUUUGCCGAAUGCUCGUACAAAGACUUAACCGACGUCCCACGCGGUUUGCCUCCCAAUGCUACAACCAUAAGUCUCUCGGCUAACCUGAUCAGUUUCAUACCAUUGGGCAGCUUCGAUAAUGUCACCCGGGUGAUUUCUCUGUGGAUGACCCACAAUGUGAUUGUCUCCAUCGAACAAGGGACUCUCACGCCUUUGGUUCAUCUGCGCAACUUUGACAUCAGCCACAAUAAACUCAUAGACUUUCCUUGGGAGGAUCUGCAGAAUCUCACCGUCUUGCAGAUGUUGAAAAUGAACCACAACGAGAUGGUCCACUUGCCGAGGGACGCCUUCUCAAACCUCGAAUAUCUGAGUUCCCUCCGACUCAACAACAACAGAUUUGUGACCAUAGCUGAGGGGACGUUCGACGGUUUAUUGUCUUUGUCAUAUCUGCAGAUACAUAGCAAUCCUUUCUUGUGCAACUGCUCCCUCAACUGGCUCAGAGACUGGAUUCUGACGACAACCAUCACGCUUCCUGAUAAAAAUCUGAUCACUUGCGCAGCUCCAGAGAAACUUCAAGGAAUCAAUGUCACUGAAAUGCCCGAGUCGAAGUGCGCGAGUCCAAAUGUCACAAUACAGACCGAGCCAAACGUUCAUGACAGAAACAUCUACGAGGACAGUAAACUGGUUUUGACUUGUGAAUUCAGAGGAAACCCAAAGCCGCUGGUCAUGUGGAACAUUCAAAGCAACAACCAGAAACAAGAGGUAGCCUUGUCGUUCACUGAGGACAACUCUGCCAAAUCUAACGAAGAAACAUUCACCUCUCAGAAUUCGGUCAAAGUCUUUAAUAACGGCACUCUUCUCAUAUCAAAACUCAGAAAGGAACAUGGUGGAAACUAUAGCUGUUCUGCCACAAAUGAGUUUGGUAGAGCGGUGGCGUCGGUGUUAGUGGAGGUGGUGGCAUCUCCAAAACCAACACCAGAAAAGCGAAAGACCACAACGUCCGUUUUUGCUAAAACAAACCCGUCUGUACGCCAAACAACAGACAAAACAUCCGUCUUUGAUUCUGUGCGCCUCCCUGAUAUAAGGAGAAAAUAUGUCACGAGCAUCGCGCCGACCGAACCUCCAACUGAAGGCGCCAAUUUCGAGUCUCACGAGGAGGCAUCGGGGUAUCCACCAACUCCUAAUAAAUGCGCCUUGACGGCGAAUACACGAUACAUUUCCACUCACGUCUUUAACGGGAGCCUGGAGGACGUCAAGCAGUACACGUACGACUUUGGCGUGAUUGCGCUGGGGGUGUCAGAAACGGAAGCAACGGUGCGACUCAAUCCUCUGCUCAUACCCAGAGGUAAGAGCGUCAAACUGGCCGCCGCCACAACAUCUGAGAGCCUCCACAUUGACAGCGGAGAACACCGCGGCCUCCCAGAGAGCAUUAAUUCAAACGCCUUGUACCUGUGCAUCACGGCCGACCACAAGCACUCGGCCGUGCAGUGGUCGAGGAUCAAGCAGGGCGUCAACACAUACCUGUUCAGAGAUUUACGGCCUGGCACCAACUACACGCUGUGUCUGACCUACAGAGGCGAGGACUGCGAGGUUCAGGUGCUGUUCACCACCAGACGAAGGGUGCCCAACCUCCUCAUCAUCAUCUCGGUCAGCAUCUGCCUCCUCACCGUGUCGACCGUGCCCCUGCUCGGCGCCACGUGCUUCCACCUCGUGUACAAAUACCGCAGCAAGACCUACAAGCUGAUCCUCAAGGCCAAAGACCAGUACCACAUGGAGAGGAGCCUCGCGGCCAACUUCAACCUCCACGCGCCUCACACCGAGUCCCAGAGGAGGAUCAACGGCAGCCAGCUGGACGAGGAGGAGGCAGAGCUGGAGAGCGGAGACGGGGAGAAAGAGGCGGACACGGAAGAGAGCAUGGUGACCGAGUCGUUUACUUUGUCCCAGUGCAGGGGAAAUUUAGACGACUGUGAAGUAGGAUCAGAGUAUAGUGACAGGUUGCCUUUGGGAGCUGAAGCUGUGAAUCUCACAGGCAGCUACAAACAUCCAAAUCACUAAGUGUGUGUGACGUAAAAUAGGUUUAGUUUCUCUUCUCCACUUUUUUAUUUAUUUUUUUCUCCAAAGUCAUAUGACAUCACUCAAAAUACAUUUACAUGUUUUUAAGUGACUGGACAGGACAUCAUCGACCAACACCAGAAAGAGGACGACUUGAUUUCCUCUUUCAACGACUCGUCGAGUUUAACCAUGAACGCCACCAGAAAGCAAAUGAGACAACCUCCAAAAAGGGGGCUCAACAUGAAAGCUGUUAAGUGUGCUUAUUUUCUGUCUUGGAGAGAGUUAAACAAGAGUGUGGAUCUAACGUGUCUGAUAAACAUGAAGAAUGGAAGAAGAGGUAAAUAGCUAGCUGGCUAAAACUAAACCGUGCACCUUCAUCACAUCUGCACAGUUCUGUUCUUUAAAAAAGCCAUUUUUACAUGCAAAUCUGGAUGCAGAUCUGCAACAGAACGCACAGUGUUAGACAAUCAUUAUAUGCAUGUAUUAAGUAUUAUAUUUAUUUAAGUGCAAUAGAUGAUAAGAAUACUAAAAUUUGACAUCCUGUUAAAAUUUAUCUGUAUCUUGAUUGCCCUGUUGGAAGCUGGUUAUCCUGGGUCAGUAAGAUCUUGUGGGUGGGGUCUGUCCAGUAAAGGACAGAAGAGGGGCAACAGCAUAGUCAUACAUGUCAUCUGAGCUCCGUCGAGUUGAAUGUGCUUACAAACAGAACAUCUCUAACAUCGCGCAGAGGUAUUUUUUUUUUGUUCUCUGUAUCCGUUGAAUGAAAUCCAAACUGCCACCAGACUCAGAUCUUCUGACUGGUCCUUCACCGGGCCAGGCCUGUACAAAUCUGAUCCAUUCUUUUAAGUGUCUUCAACUAAAGUCCAGUUGCCUUUGUUUUAGCUUUGAUCUUUCAUACUCUCUGGCAAGAGAUGAUGGAAAUGAUGCAUUUUUUGCUUUUUUUUUAAGACCACAUAAUCUGUAAAUGUUCAUCGUCUUGUAGAGAGACUUUGUCUUUAAGUGCUUUAAGUGAUUCCUUCAUUUCCAUUUGAGAAGAUGAAAUAAAUCAAAGUGAAUGCCAGGUAACAGGUAUCGAUAAGUGAGCAGCUACAGGCGAGGAUUCGAGGAUGGACAACAAAAAGCAGCGACGCUUGUGUCACAUCUGAAAUGUGAUUAAGAAAAAGUAGAUGUAGGGGGGAAGUGAGUUAAAGAUGCUUCUACACUAAGUCUGCAGAGUGCAGCAGCUUAAAAACACAGAAACUCAAGAUGUCAAGAAAACCUGCGUUGUGUUUCAGAUAAAAGAUAAAACCUUUGUUUCCUGCUGCCAUGAGCUCUUCGUGCAGAUACGCCGUGAACAUGUGAAGAUAACUGUGGUGUGUUAAAUGGAAACUGUUGUGCUUCAAUAUUAUCAACCAAGUCUACUCCUACAGUAAAAGCACCUACGAGUGUGUUGUGUUAGAAGACCUGCAUGCUGCGUGUUGUUGUGCGUCACAGUUUGUUGAAAACCUCCUGGCUCAACUAAUAACUUCGAGUCCGUGUUUCCUGUUGUCUUUUUGUUUUUCAGUUUUAUACCCCUGUGAUGAAAGAAAUAGUAUGUUUUUACUAAUGUGUUUAGGUAUUCUAAUCCUAUGUGCCUCAAUAAAGUUUGAACUUGA
Messenger RNA from Mugil cephalus (flathead mullet), 4170 nucleotides. Its product is annotated as immunoglobulin superfamily containing leucine-rich repeat protein 2-like. The transcript has 3 exons. Gene Ontology annotation, molecular function: protein binding. The record is from RefSeq and is a predicted model, not a curated record. Bases 401 to 2542 code for a protein of 713 amino acids. NCBI's taxonomy places the organism in Eukaryota, Metazoa, Chordata, Actinopteri, Mugiliformes, Mugilidae.